Messenger RNA from Episyrphus balteatus (marmalade hoverfly), 2802 nucleotides. RefSeq names its product very long-chain-fatty-acid--CoA ligase bubblegum (gene bgm). The record is from RefSeq and is a predicted model, not a curated record. NCBI's taxonomy places the organism in Eukaryota, Metazoa, Arthropoda, Insecta, Diptera, Syrphidae. Bases 1 to 2205 code for a protein of 734 amino acids. Gene Ontology annotation, molecular function: long-chain fatty acid-CoA ligase activity. Gene Ontology annotation, cellular component: membrane; endoplasmic reticulum. The transcript is spliced from 10 exons.
AUGCCAGCUAAUUUAACACUACUAUUGUUUAAAGUCCCCAGCCUAUCUUGGACAUUGAAACAUUUCAACAUUGUGAUUACGAAAAACACUUGUUCAAUAACCAGGUCCGCAGAAGGUUGUCGAAAUAAUUGCUCUGUCUUUCUGUUCUCUACUCUAUACACGCAAUCUGUCUUUUUCUGUUGUUGCUUUCAUCUCACAAAAUUUAAGUUAAACACAAUGUCAUCGGAACGAGUUGGCCCGAAUUGGGUGAAGCCCUCAGAUGUUUACAAGACCACAGAUCCCGCUCAACCAGUCAAAUUGCGUAUUGCCAAAGAUGGUUUGGGUGCCGAAGAGCCUGUUUCCAUUCCAAGCCUUUUAAAGCGUGCUGCUACCAAUUAUUCCGAUCAUCCAGCCAUCCGUUACAAGACCCAGAAGAAGGAAUAUGCCACUAUUACAUAUAAACAAUAUGAAGAAAAAGUUCAUAAAGUGGCUAAAGCUUUCGUUAAACUAGGCCUAGAACGACAUCAUUCGGUUGGAGUUUUAGCCUUUAAUUGCGCCGAAUGGUUCUAUUCGGCAUUGGGUGCAGUUCAUGCCGGAGGCAUAAUUGCUGGAAUUUAUACGACAAAUUCAGCCGAAGCCGUUAUGCAUGUAUUGGAGGAUUCGAGAGCAAACAUUGUUGUUGUGGAUGAUUCAAAGCAAAUGGAAAAGAUUCAUCAGAUUAAGGAUAAGCUGCCAAAUUUAAAGGCAGCCAUACAAAUCCAGGAGCCUUAUUUGCCGUUCAUGAAAAAGGAAGAUGGAUAUUAUAGGUGGUCAGAAAUUGAAGAUAUGAAUACUGAUGAUGUCGAAGAUGAAUUCAAACGUCGCCUAGAAAACAUUGGAAUCAACGAAUGCUGCUCCCUGGUCUACACCUCCGGAACAGUUGGUAUGCCCAAAGGUGUUAUGUUAAAUCAUGACAACUUAGCUUUUGAUUGUCGAACCAUCAUCAAAUCCCUUUCGAACAUUGUUAUGGGCAAUGAAGUCAUUGUCUCCUAUCUGCCACUUAGUCAUGUGGCAGCUCAAACAAUUGACAUUUAUAUCAUGUUGACAGUUGCUGGCACCAUUUACUUUGCUGAUAAAGAUGCUCUAAAGGGUACUCUGGUCAAGACUCUGCAAGAUGCUCGACCAACCAGAUUCAUGGGAGUUCCUCGUGUUUUUGAAAAAUUCCAAGAACGAAUGGUUGCAGUUUCAGCAUCGAAUGGUAGUUUCAAAACUAUGCUUGCUAGCUGGGCUAAAGGUGUAACCUUGAAGCAUUAUAUGGAAGACAAAGAAGGAGGAAAGGGACCUGGUGGUCUUCGUUACAAGAUUGCCAAGUCAUUGAUCAUGUCCAAAGUUAAACUUGCCCUGGGCUUUGAUCGAUGCUCAACUUUGGUUAGUGCAGCUGCUCCAAUGUCACCGGAAACCAAAAAGUAUUUCCUUAGUUUGGACUUGAAAAUUCUGGAUGCCUUUGGAAUGUCUGAAUGUGCUGGUUGCCAUAGUAUCUGCCUUCCUGAUAGUACCCAAUUGGAUUCCAUUGGUAAGACUCUGAGCGGCUGUGAGACUAAAAUUAUCAACAAGGACGAAAAAGGUCACGGAGAGAUUUGCGUUCGAGGACGUCAUGUUUUCAUGGGAUAUAUCAACAACGCCGAAAAAACCGAAGAGGCUUUAGACGACGAAGGUUGGUUACAUUCAGGUGAUGUUGGCUAUGUGGACGAAAAGGGCUAUGUGUUCAUUACUGGUCGAUCAAAGGAAAUCAUCAUCACUGCUGGAGGUGAAAAUAUUCCACCGGUUCACAUUGAAAACAUUGUCAAGAAAGAACUGCCUGCUAUAAGCAAUGCCUUCCUUGUUGGUGAACAAAGAAAAUAUCUCACCAUUUUGGUGAGCUUAAAGACUGAAAUGGAUAAGAAUACAGGAGGACCCUUGGACGAACUGAGUCACGAAUCCCUACAAUGGAUGAGUACCAUAGGAGUUGAACACAAAAACCUGUCAGAUGUUCUCAAUGCUGGACCAUGUCCGAAAGUGUUUAAGGCUAUCGAAGAUGGUAUUAAGAGAGCCAACAAAUUGGCUAUUUCCAAUGCACAAAAAGUACAGAAAUUCGCCAUCUUGCCUCAUGAUUUCUCCAUUCCAACUGGAGAAUUAGGCCCAACACUUAAGGUCAAACGUAAUGUUGUUAACAAAAUGUAUGAGGAUCUAAUUGAAUCGCUGUAUUGAGAGAGAGAGUUAACAAAAUGGAGUGUCUGAAGGCUGAUACUUUUGCCCUUUAUUGUUGAAGUUAAUUUUCCUAUUUUAUUGUUUGUUAUAUUUAAAUAGUUUUUUUUUUGUUAAUAUAAACUAAGAGAUAAAAUAAACACACAAAAUAAUUAUAUAAAAAAUUAAUCAAAUUUAUACAGGAGAAAUUAUAUAAAAAUCAAACAAGAAAACCUUACUUAAGUCUAAGUAAAAUAAGUUAGACCUUAAAAUUUGUACUUAGACUAUUUUGUUUUUUGUUUACUAUUAAUUUGUAUACUUAUCUUUUUUAUAAUACCAAAAAAAUAUGAUAUCUUAGCAAAUUAUUGAAGACAUUUCCUUUAUUUGUAUUUAGGUACAAAAAUAUAUGCAUACAAACUUAAAAACAGAAAUGUAGUACUAGGCAACAUUUUUUGUAAGAAACGGUCUUAAGCUAAAUUUAUUUUGUUAAAUUUGUUAUUUUUUUGUUUUGUUAGAAAUUAAGGAUUUAUUAAAUGAAAGAAAAGAAGAUAAAGUUUGUUUAUCUUCUAGAAUUUUUUUUGUAAAUAAAACAUACAAUUAUUUACUUAAUUUAAAAUUAAA